UGACCCAGCAGUUAAGCAAGUAAUUAUUAGCCUCGAUAAGAAAGAAAAAGUCAUUAUUGAAGAUCUUGAUGACAAUCAUCUUUUAAUUGAUUCAGCACGUGUUGAUUAUAUCAAGAAAGAAGUUGAGAAGUUGUUGGAAGAAAACACAUAUAAAUCAGA
Molecule: messenger RNA, 159 nt
Organism: Racocetra fulgida
Lineage: Eukaryota; Fungi; Glomeromycota; Glomeromycetes; Diversisporales; Gigasporaceae
Source: the annotation of a GenBank genome assembly